AUGGUUGAUACGGCUUCUCUGCCUAGCUCGGGUGCGAAGAGCGAGAAUGGUGGGGGGGUGGUUGAUCCGUUGGAGAGGUUACCGCCGGAACAGAGGGAGGCGGUGUUGGCGCAAUCGCGGUUACCGGAAGUCACGGUGAACUACAAAAAACUCUACUCGCUCGCCACGCCGUUCGAUUGGCUCCUCCUCGUAGUCGGGACGUUGUGUGCGAUUGCAGCUGGUGCUGCGUUACCGUUGAUGACCAUCGUCUUCGGUGGCCUCACGAACUCUUUCUCGAAUUAUUUCGUGCCUGGGGCCGAUACGAGUGGGUUUCAAGGAACGGUGAAUCAUUAUUCGCUUUACUUUCUCUAUAUCGCCAUCGGGGUGUUUUUCACGACAUACAUCUACACAUGCUCCUUCCUCAUCACCGGCGAGAACAUCACUCGCCGUAUCCGCGAGAAAUAUUUACAGUCGAUCUUGAGGCAAAACGUCGCUUAUUUCGAUGUGCUGGGAGCGGGUGAGGUUACGACCCGGAUUACCUCGGAUAUGAAUUUGAUCCAAGACGGUAUAUCCGAGAAAGUCGGCGUGUCGAUUUCGGCCGUCGCGACAUUCUUCUCGGCAUUCGUUAUCGCAUUCAUCAAAUCCUGGAAACUCACUCUCAUUCUCUUUUGUAUCAUCCCCUCGAUCCUGUUCAUUAUCGGGUCUAUGUCGAAACUCGCAGCAAAGUUCACGACUCAGGCGUUGAACGCGUACUCACAAGGCGGAACACUGGCAGAGGAAGCCAUCUCCUCCAUCCGCGCCGCACAAGCCUUUGGUAUCCAAGAUCGUCUGGCAAACCUCUACGCCUCGCACCUCUCCCUCGCCGAAGGAUUCGGGAUGAAGAAAGCUGCGGCGAAUGGUGCGAUGUAUGGUGGUAUGUUUUUCAUUAUCUACUCUGCCUACGGUCUCGCGUUCUGGGAGGGAUCGAGGUUGUUGGUGCGCGGAGAGGUUGAUACGGGUAUCGUCGUCAAUGUGUUUUUCUCGGUGUUGAUUGGGGCGUUCAGUCUUGGUAAUCUCGCGCCGAAUUUACAGGCGUUUAGUUAUGCCGUUGGAGCUGGAAAAAAGAUUUUCGAAGCUAUCGAGCGUGUGCCGUCGAUUGAUUCUUUGAGUGAUGAGGGUGUUAUUCCGCAGGGUGAGGUGAGGGGUGAUAUUGAUUUGGAGGGUGUGACGUUCGUGUAUCCCGCUAGGCCAGAGGUGACGGUCAUGGAGGAUUACUCACUCCACAUCCCGAGUGGGAGAACGACUGCACUCGUUGGAUCUUCGGGAUCGGGGAAGAGCACCAUCGUCGGUCUCAUCGAACGCUUUUAUGAUCCGUGUGCGGGGAGGGUGUUGAUCGAUGGACAUGAUAUCAAGACCCUCAAUGUGAAGUGGUUGAGGACGCAUUUGUCGUUGGUGAGUCAGGAGCCGACGUUGUUUGCUACGUCAAUUUAUGAGAAUGUGGCGUAUGGACUCAUUGGGACCAAGUAUGAAGAUGCGGAGGAGGUGGUGAAGAGGGAGAUGGUCGUUAAAGCAUGUAUCCUCGCCAAUGCGGAUGGAUUUGUCAGGCAGUUGACGGAGGGGUAUGAUACCAUGGUCGGCGAACGCGCAAUGCUCCUCUCCGGUGGACAGAAACAGCGAAUCGCGAUCGCCCGCGCAGUAGUGUCCGAUCCGAAAGUCUUAUUGUUGGACGAGGCGACGAGCGCGUUGGAUGCGAGUAGUGAGGGGAUUGUUCAGGAUGCGUUGGAUAAAGCUAGUGUUGGAAGGACCACGGUGGUAAUCGCGCAUCGCCUCGCUACGAUUCGGAAGGCGGAUAAUAUCGUCGUUAUGGCGCAGGGAAAGAUCUUGGAGCAAGGUACGCAUGAUUCGUUGUUGGAGAUGGGGGGGACGUAUGCCCGUCUCGUCGAUGCGCAGAGGUUGGGGACGGAGGAGAAGGAGAGGGGGGAGGAGGAUGUGGAGCAGGAUGAGGUUGAGGAGAGGAUUGAGGAGGGGUUGGGGUUGGUGAAGACAAGGACGCACCAGAGUGUUGCGUCGCAGGUCCUCGCGAACAAGAAGGGUGAGGAAGGGAGACAUUAUGGGACGUGGGAAUUGAUAAAGAGGAUUGGUGCGUUUAAUAAGAGGGAGGCGCCUAUUAUGUUUUUGGGGUUGGUUGCGAGUGUGGUUGGUGGUGGUGCUUAUCCAGCACAAGCCAUCAUCUUUGCGCAUUUGAUUGAGGUGUUGUCGUAUCAGGAUUACAACCGCCUCCGCAACCGCGCCGAUUUCUUCUCGUUGUGGUGGUUGAUCAUCGCCAUCAUCGAGUUGUUUGCGUAUGCGCUCAUGUCUUCCAUGUUUGGGUAUUGUUCGGAGAAGAUGGUGAGGAGGGUCAGGGAUCAGAGUUUUAGGGCGAUGUUGAGGCAGGAUAUCUCGUUUUUCGAUAAAGAAGAGAAUUCGACGGGUGGGUUGACGUCGAUGUUGUCGACGGAUGCCACGAAGCUCGCCGGGUUGUCGGGGACGACGUUGGGUACGUUGCUCAUUAUCGCGACGAAUUUGAUUUCGGGGUGUAUCCUUGCCCUCGUCGUUGGAUGGAAAUUGGCGUUGGUGGCGAUUGCGACGUUGCCGCUCCUUGUUGGAUCUGGGUUCUUGAGGAUGAACAUGUUGGCCAAGUUCCAGGAUAAGAUGAAGGGUGCCUACAACAAAGCUGCGCAGACUGCUUGCGAGGCGACGAGUGCGAUUAGGACUGUUGCGUCGUUGACGAGGGAGCAGCAUGUUUGGGAUAUGUACCAUGAUUCGCUGGAGGGACCUGCUCAAGCGGCGUUGAUAUCGACGUUAAAGAGUACGGUAUGGUUCGCUGCGUCGAGUGCUAUCACUUUCUGCUGUAACGGCCUUGCGUUCUGGUAUGGAGCUACGCUCAUCAGGACCGAAGGCUACAGUUUGAUUACGUUUUUUAUUUGUUUCACGGCCAUCACCUUCGGUUCGCAGUCUGCUGGGCAGGCGUUCACUUUUGCACCGGAUAUGACGAAGGCUAAGGCUGCUGGUGCGAGUGUCAUGGGUCUUCUUGACCGCACGCCUGAGACUGAUACGUGGUCGGAUGAGGGCAAGAGGGUUGACCAGAUCGAGGCGGGUUACAUCGACUUCAAGAACGUGCAUUUCAGGUAUCCUACGAGACCUGAGGUUCCUGUGUUGCGUGGAUUGAACUUGAAGGUGAAGCCUGGUCAGUUCAUUGCUUUGGUCGGUCCGUCUGGAUGUGGUAAGUCCACUACCAUCGGAUUGAUCGAGAGGUUUUAUGAGCCACUUGCUGGUCAUGUCCAGGUAGAUGGUAUUGACAUCUCGACAUACAACGUCAACGACUACCGUCGCAGCUUGGCGCUCGUGUCUCAGGAGCCUACCCUGUACGCUGGUUCUGUCAAGUUUAACGUCACCCUUGGUGCUAUUCAUGAUGUCACGGACGAGGAGAUUCAGCAAGCUUGUCGUGAUGCCAACAUCCAUGACUUUAUCAUGUCUCUGCCGAAUGGCUACGAUACACUCGUUGGAAACAAGGGAUCUUCCAUGUCUGGCGGUCAGAAGCAGCGUAUCGCUAUCGCUCGUGCCCUCAUCCGAAACCCGAAGAUCCUUCUCCUUGACGAAGCCACUUCAGCUUUGGAUUCGGAGUCCGAGAAGGUUGUCCAGGCUGCCUUGGACAAGGCUGCUAAGGGACGCACAACCAUUGCUAUUGCUCACCGCUUGGCCACCAUUCAGAAGGCCGACAUGAUCUACGUCAUCUUCGAAGGUCGGGUAACUGAGAAGGGGACGCACGAGGAGCUGCUUGGAUUGCACGGCCGUUACUAUGAGAUGGCUAUGCAGCAACAGUUGGAGAAGUUGGGUGCUUCGGGAUUGUAA
Molecule: messenger RNA, 3849 nt
Organism: Saitoella complicata NRRL Y-17804
Lineage: Eukaryota; Fungi; Ascomycota; Saitoellomycetes; Saitoellales; Saitoellaceae
Product: P-loop containing nucleoside triphosphate hydrolase protein
Exons: 1
Coding region: 1-3849 (1282 amino acids)
Biological process (GO): transmembrane transport
Cellular component (GO): membrane
Molecular function (GO): ATP binding; ABC-type transporter activity; ATP hydrolysis activity
Source: RefSeq, a predicted model, not a curated record